Molecule: messenger RNA, 1104 nt
Organism: Rattus norvegicus (Norway rat)
Lineage: Eukaryota; Metazoa; Chordata; Mammalia; Rodentia; Muridae
Source: RefSeq, a predicted model, not a curated record
UUGUCUCCUAGAGACUUCUUGGAAUCCCUAGAUGUCACCAGUAUCGUUGUGACAACCAAUUCCCUACUUUUUCUUUUAGUGUCCAAAGGAUAUAUCCGCAGACAUGUUUGCCCGUCUUUGUAGGCGCUUUGGGAGAGUUGAUGUUGAUAGAGAAGAGUCUAGAGUGAAGCAAACGAAACCUAAAGCGGCCUGCAGACAGACGUCAUCCCCUGAAAAUGUCCUAAACAAGGUGCAGGCCAUCGAGGAAGAGGAGAGGCUGAAUAGAGAACUGGAGCUAACUACCAAGGAGAGAAAUGAGCUGACAGAUCGCCUCCUUUAUGUGACAGGUGGAUCCAUGAGCAAGAGCCCCUACUUCAGGCCAAAUCCAUUUUAUGAAAACUUGAAGAUAAAGGAGAAAGAGGUCAUGUCAUUACUGCACAACUUAGACACAAAGAACAUUGAACAUCGUGAGAAAUUUCAGGAGCUCAAGAAGGAGAUUAACUUCUAUCGCAACCUGCACAGCCGGCUCCUUAUGGACCAGGCAUGUAUGAAGAAGAAGUUGGUCACAUUGAAGCAGGAGAGCAAGGAGUUAGAGCGAUAUUUGUUUGAGUUGAACCCGAAUGCUGAAGACGAACAGGAGAAGACCAGCAACCUCCAGACCCAGCAAAAUUUGGUAGGAACAAGCAGCUGAGUCAGAUUAACAAUGUCUGAUACCAUUUGCCUAUUGGAUACAUCUUUGCUUCCCCUAUCAUCUUUCUAAUCUCCCCACACCCAAUCAGUCACCCACCUCAUGUGAUAGAGUUAUUCAUUGCUCUGUCUAUGCACAAGUAUUCUGGGAUGUUAACCACUUUUCAGAAACUGAAUUAUGGGCAAGUACACUUCUCUGCCCUUUUUGAAACUGCAGUCCAGAAAUGGUGACAGAGGAAUAACAUAUCACAUGACUGCAUCUCCCUGUCAUAGAUUGGAUGCUAUGAAGAGUUUUGAACGAGUUCUUGGUCGUGUGACAAAGGUCAUACAGGGGUCAUGUGAUGGUUGGAAGCACCUUGUAGGGAUAAGAACCAAGUGCAAAUGGCAAAUGAGUCCUGGUCAUUGGCUUUGAUCUCAGUAUCAUGUGGCCUUCUCCUU